AGGACAAGAUACUGGAGAGCUGAAUGCCAUUUGGAAACGUUACCGUGGAGGGUUCAUGAGGAGCGGACAGCUGGAGUAUCGGUUUGUCAGCUGACGACGUGGGAUUCCUGGCAACUGUUCCGUGGAGAGGACUCAGAAUUCUUCAUCGGAAUCAGCACGGCGCCCAACGCAAGACAUCAGCAACACAAACACAGAGGAGAGUUUACAGCAUCCAGCUCGAUGUCCAUGAACGGUGAAAUGUCCAGAGAAUUUCCUCCAGUCUUCAGUCAUGAACCUGGACCCUCAGUCACAAAACGUCAGGAACACAAACACAGAGGACAGUUUCCAGGUUCCAGCUCAAUAUCCACGAACAGUGACGCAUCCAAAGAAUUCCCCCCAGGCUUCAAUCAUGAGUCUCGACUCUCAGUCUCAAAAUGUCAGCAACACAAACACAGUGGACAGUUUCCAGGAUCCAGCUCGAUGUCCACGAACAGUGAUGCAUCCAAAGAAUUCCCUCCAGGCUUCAGUCAUGAAUCUCAACCUUCAGUCACAAAAUGUCAGCAACACAAACACAGUGGACAGUUUCCAGGAUCCAGCUCGAUGUCCACGAACAGUGAUGCAUCCAAAGAAUUCCCUCCAGGCUUCAAUCAUGAAUCUCGACCUUCAGCCACAAGUUUUCACAGAAAGAAGAGGAGCAAUAAUGUUUUUGUAGAGAAACCGGUGUCCUGCUGUUUGUUGUGUCAGGAUGUCCUGAAGGAUUCAACAAAAGACUUCAGUCCCCAGUGUGGAGAAAAAUCCAGAACCAGAGCCAACACAUGUCUGCAAAAGGUUUUAAAUGAGUUAAAGCUCACUCUGCGGAAAAGAUAUGAACAUGUGAUUGAAGAAACUGAAAAAACAGGAAGCAGAGCCCUCCUUAGAAUGAUCUACACUGAGCUCUACAUCACAGAGGAGCCAAGUGAAGCAAUGAACUACCACCAUGAGGUGAGGCAGGUGCAGAGCGCUUCCAAGAAGAAAAUCCUCCAUGAAACACCAAUCAGAUCUCAGGACAUCUUUAAAACCUUACCUGACCAACAGAGACCCAUCAGAGUGGUUCUGACAUAUGGUGUUGCUGGCGUUGGAAAAACCUUCUUGGUGCAGAAGUUCACUCUGGACUGGGCAGAGGGCUUAGAAAACCAACACAUCAGUGCGGUGAUUCUGCUUUCAUUCAGGGAGCUGAACUUGGUCAGGAAUCAGCAGUACAGUCUUCUGGAGCUACUUAUUUUUUUUCAUCCAACAUUGCACAGGGUCACAGCAGAGAAGCUCAUUGUUUGUAAACUUUUGUUCAUCUUAGAUGGCCUGGAUGAAAGCAGAUUUUUGUUGGAUUUCACCAACAGUAAACUAGUGUCUGAUGUCACACAGAAGUCAACCAUCAGUGAGCUGCUGUCAAAUCUCAUCGAGGGGAAUCUGCUUCCCUCUGCUCUCAUCUGGAUAACUUCCAGACCUGCAGCAGUCCAUCAGAUUGCUCCUACAUGUCUUGACAGGAUGACAGAAGUUCGAGGCUUCACUGACGCUCAGAAGGAGGAGUACUUCAGGAGGAGAUUCCGAAAUAAAGAGCUGUCAAGCAGAAUCAUCUCUCACUUGAAGACAUCCAGGAGCCUUUACAUUAUGUGUGGAAUUCCAGUUUACUGCUGGAUCACUGCUACAGUUCUGGAGCACAUGUUGACUACAGAGGAGAGCGCAGAGCUGCCCAAGACCCUGACUGACAUGUACUCACACUUCCUACUGGUUCAGACAAAGAAGAAGCAAAAGUACCAUGAAGGACAAGAGAUGAGAUGAAUAGAGCUCACCAGAACUGACAGGGAAGUUCUUCUGAAGCUGGGGAGGCUAGCAUUUGAACAUCUGCAGAAAAAGAACAUCCUGUUCUACCAAGAAGACUUGGAGCAGUGUGGUCUGGAUGUCACAGAGGCCUCUGUGUACUCUGGAGUUUGUACAGAGAUCUUCAAAAGAGAGUCUGUGAUCUUCCAGAAACCAGUCUACUGCUUUGUUCAUUUGAGCAUUCAGGAGUUUCUGGCUGCAAUCUACAUGUUCCACUGUUACACCAACAGGAAGACAGAGGUGCUGCAGGAGUUCUUUACUGAGGAUGAUAAAGGAAAUAAGAUAUCUCUGGAAGAUAUCUCAUCUCUGGAAGAUUUUCUGAGUAGAGCUGUGGAAGAAUACUUGCUUAUUCCGAAUAGCCACCUGGAACUGUUUGUUCGCUUCCUUAAUGGUCUCUCUAUGAAAUCAAACCAGAGACUCUUAGGAGGUCUGUUGGGUCAGACAGAGAGCAGUCCAGAAAUCAUCCAGAGAGUUAUCAACAAACUGAAGGUGAUUAGCUGUCAGGGCAAAUGCCCUGACAGAUGCAUAAAUAUUCUCCACUGUCUCCUAGAGAAUAAUGAUCUCUCAGUACUUCAAGAGAUGCAAGACUUUCUAAAGUCAGACAACAAAUCAGAAACGGAACUCUCUGGAAUCCAGUGCUCGGCCCUGGCAUACAUACUGCAGAUGUCAGAGGAGGUUUUGGAUGAGUUGGAUCUGGCGAAGUACAAAACAUCAGAGGAUGGACGAUGGAGACUAGUUCCAGCUAUCGUAAACUUCAGAAAGGCUAGACUUCAUGAUGUUUUUGUCUUUGGGGGUAGCAUUGGAUCUCUGGCCAUAGCACUCACUGCCAAUCCCUCACAUCUGACUGAGCUGCACCUGAGUUCAGUCAGCCUGGGGGAAUAUGCAGAAGAUCUUUUUACUCAUCUGGGACAUCCAAACUGUAGACUGGAGACACUUAGAAUUGAGAACAGUACUUUGUCAGAGAACAACUGUGCUGCUCUGCUCAGUGCUCUGAAGUCCAACCCCCCCUAUCUGAAACAUCUGGAUCUAAUAAGAUGCAACCUGGAGGGCUCAGGGAUGAAACAGCUGUAUGAUUACCUGGAGACUCCACACUGUAAAAUACAGUUUAAAAGAGUGACUUCGGUUUAGAUAUUGCACUGUGAUCGAGAUAAUUCUGCAGUGAUGACUGCAGUGGUUUUAUUCAGACUUCUUGAAUCUGUUCCAGAAGGUACAAAGACACAAUGACCGUGUGUCCUUAACUCCAAUGUCAAGCUUUGGUUUAUGGAUGAGGGCUUUGAAAACUGCUGAACUUCUCUUCAGUGGAUGGAGUACAGGAUUGACGUGAAACACCUCGUCCUCGGAGUGUGCUGAGGUCAUUUCCACUUCAGCUACUGCUGUAUGCCUUUACUUCCUUGAUGCCCCCAGUGAGUGUGUCAGUACUGGAAUGUUGACUUUCCUACACUCUGAGACAUUCAGCUCACUCAGCUAAAGGACACGUUGUAUUCAGUUUUGAUUUGUUACAGAGCAGAAUCUUCUGAAACAGGUUUCAUUGUCCUCAUUUCACACCCACCAACCCACUGAGGAGACAACAGUUAGAAUGCAGACUCAAAACACAGAGAUGUUGUCAUUUAUCUUGUGUUAAGGGUUCAGAAUUUGAGGAGGAAGACCAAAAAUAAUGACCACUGA
Oreochromis aureus is the source of this 3498-nucleotide messenger RNA. RefSeq names its product protein NLRC3-like. The record is from RefSeq and is a predicted model, not a curated record. Bases 220 to 1794 code for a protein of 524 amino acids. NCBI's taxonomy places the organism in Eukaryota, Metazoa, Chordata, Actinopteri, Cichliformes, Cichlidae. The transcript has 11 exons.